CAUUUCUUAAGCGCCCUCUGUUAGAAAGGAGCAUUUUGGGAUGCAAAUCUUGUGCUGGUGACGGGGGUUGUUCUGUUGUGUGCCAUUGCCAGGAUGCACGAGGAAAACAAAGCAGCAAAAGGCAGCAGCAAUGACACUAGUGGGAGGUUCCCUCUCAAAAGAGGAAGGCUUAUUCAUCGCAAGCAAUAUGUUCAUGUGGCUGUUUCCUUCCAAUUCUUGCAGCUACAGAUGCCAGUGCUCAGAGGCAGCAAGUGCGACUGAAAUCUGAUCUGUGCCCAGGACUGGAUGCUGGCAUGGCCCUGCAGUUUCUGGCUCUGACCUUUCCCCUGGUCCUUUUUCCUCUGCCUGCAGCACAGAGCCAGGAAGAACCUGAUUCCCUGGUCCAAGGAGCACCCCAAGGAACAGUAACAUGCCAAAGGCCCCGGUGGGACCCAGGACUCCAUCUGGAACCAGAUCUGCAGGAGUAUAAGAAAAAUGAAGAAGUGAUGCUGAGCUGCCCUGAGGGUUUACAGCCAUCCUACACCCAAAUCAGAUGUUCAAGAGAAGUGCAGAUCAUCUUUAAUGGGAAGCCUGUAUAUAGGGAAGUUUGGCUGGGAAGAGCCAGCAGUGGUUCCUGGAUCCGCAUUCGGUCCAGAGUGGAGUGCGUGGAGGUGCUAGAAGUUGUCCCUGGCGCACUGGAUGUUUCCAGCACCAGCAUCAAACUGAACUGGACCUGCAGAUUCCCUGAUGCCUGCCAGCACGUGCAGGCCACAUGCCGGCUGGCAGGGCCUUCCUCACCUCCUUGUAAGGCUGAGGAGGUCACUGGAGUGGAGCUCCUACACGGCCAGAUGGGAACAUUCACCUGUCCUCCCCUGCAGCCCUUCACUGACUACACUGUCACCAUCUCAGUCGCCCCCCAGCACAGUCCUGUUUUCAUGGGUGAUCAGGACAAAAGAAACAG
This is a messenger RNA of Meleagris gallopavo (turkey), 940 nucleotides long. Lineage: Eukaryota; Metazoa; Chordata; Aves; Galliformes; Phasianidae. The record is from RefSeq and is a predicted model, not a curated record.